AUGAGGAGAGAACAUGAUUCAGAAUCUGAUGAUUCUGGAAGCGAAAUUCCCUCGGGAAGCAAGAAAAUUAAAUAUUCGCAAAAGUUUAAUAAAACGUGGCUAAAUGAUCCCGAUUUCAAAGGCUGGUUAGAGCAAUGGGAAGAAAAUAGUGCCUACUGUAAAGCUUGCAAGAAAAAUAUAUCAGUCAAAACAAUGGGAAAGCAGGCCCAAGUAAGGCAUAUUGCCAGCGAAAGACACAGAACAAGUUUGAAAUCUGUAAAAGGCCAGCAAACAUUAGCAUCUUUUAAAAAGUUUAGCAAUUUGGAGAAAACGACAAAAAAAUCUGAAAUGCACAUAGCAGCUUUUGUCUCGGAACAUAAUUUAUCCUACAAUAUAAUGAACCAUUUCGUACAACUUCUUCCCAAAAUAUGCCCCGAUUCAGAAGUAGCAAGAAAUAUUAAAUGUAAACCAACAAAAUGUUCCGCCAUAGUAAACAAAAGUUACUGACAGUUUUCUGGCCUUGAUACCCCUCCAAGGAGCUACAGCAAAAAAUAGUC
Messenger RNA from Acanthoscelides obtectus, 536 nucleotides. NCBI's taxonomy places the organism in Eukaryota, Metazoa, Arthropoda, Insecta, Coleoptera, Chrysomelidae. The record is from the annotation of a GenBank genome assembly.